Molecule: messenger RNA, 468 nt
Organism: Vicia faba (fava bean)
Lineage: Eukaryota; Viridiplantae; Streptophyta; Magnoliopsida; Fabales; Fabaceae
Source: the annotation of a GenBank genome assembly
AUGAUCACUGGAAACAAUUUGAGAUUCUUCUACCGUUCCCCAGGAUUUUUUAAGGCAUAUGGAGUUUGUGUGAUCUUCUUCAAAUCUCUUACGGCUUCAGUUUACUUUGUUCCCCAUGGUGGUGGUUUUUUCUUGAGCAAUUGGGAUAGAGGACACACAUAUCUCGAAAGUUUAACAAUUCUUGAGCAACAUGAGGAUGAGGAUGAGCCUUUUGGAAUGGAGAAUUUAUCAUCUUUAAGAAAAUUAUUUAGAGGUCUCCUGUCUCAUGGCUUCCAAAUACUUAUUGACAUGCUAAUAGAUAUGAACCAGAUGGAAGAAGCUGCAACUACAGCUGGGCAAGAAUUAUCAGCAUUUGAGAGUGAGCGAUGCCCUAUUGACCAACAUUCUAUUCAUCUUAUACAAAUUAGGGAUCCAAGUAUAGAUAAAAUAGCCUUAGAACCUGAGGUCAGGAUUAAGGAUACUGAAUAA